Messenger RNA from Cimex lectularius (bed bug), 1600 nucleotides. Its product is annotated as leucine-rich repeat-containing protein 59. Bases 358 to 1509 code for a protein of 383 amino acids. Gene Ontology annotation, molecular function: protein binding. The transcript has 6 exons. Lineage: Eukaryota; Metazoa; Arthropoda; Insecta; Hemiptera; Cimicidae. The record is from RefSeq and is a predicted model, not a curated record.
AAAAAAAACAACAACAAAAACCCUAUUUAAAAAAACUCGUAAAUUUCCAGUUCGAGGCAGGAGGCGGUUUUAAAUGAAAACCACCGACAAUUGAAUAAAAUUGGCGUCUAAAUUUCCGAUUUGGAGCGAGUGGUGCGGCGAGGCGGAAAAAGGGAAGGAAAAUCGGGACUGCCCGUUCCCACUCCCUGACGUGUCGGGCUUCGGUUUGUCGCGACGGCGCGGCGUCUCCUUGAAAGUGGAAAGACACCGAGGGAAGGCGAGAGCGGCUCGGCCGGCAUGCGUUAUCACCUGCCACCGACACACCGCCACGUAGUGAGCCACCACUGACCGGAGACGCGAGACGUCCAAACGACAACAAUGAAGAAAAAGAUCAACAUCAAGGAGUACUUCGACGAUGACAACUCCAUCGACCUCAGCUUGGGCGAUCUCGAAGAGGUCCCAGUCAAAGAAAUCGCUACCAUUCCUAAGGCAGUUUUUUUGGAUUUGUCUAGUAAUAGAAUAACAUCCCUAGGGAACAAUUUUUCAACAUUGCUCACCCACCUGGUUAAGCUAGACUUGUCGCAGAACAGAAUCACCGAGUUGCCCGAAAACUUUGGCCUUCUCAUUCACUUGAAGUACCUUGAUUUAUAUCAGAACCGGCUGCAAGCUCUGCCUCACAGCUUCUCAGACCUGCGGUCACUGCGUUGGCUCGAUCUCAAGGACAACCCGUUGACUCCGUCGUUGGCUAAAGUCGUCGGCCAUUGCCAAGACAGUCAGGCUUGUCAAACCGCGGCGAAGAACGCUGUCAGACAUAUGACCCAGAUGCGCAACAUAGCCAUAGAGGAGAACAAAAUGAAACAGGAACAAAAGAGGAAACAUGGUGUCUUCGGAGUGCACAUCAUGGUUAAGAAUUUGGAAAAACAAGAAAAAGAGCAACAGCAAUUGACACAAAAGAAGGAAAAUAAAAAGAAAAAGAAGAAGAAAAAUAACACAAAAUCUACUGAGCAGGCAGCAGAAUUAUUUACGAAUGAAGAUAUUUUACUUUAUAAAGAAGUUAUGUAUGGACUAGAUGACAUGUUGACAGAAGAAAAAAGACCGUUAAGUAUUUUUAGGACAGGUUGGUCUUUUAUUCGCUCAAUUGUAAAAGUAAUAUUCAUAUUUUCAUUGAUAUUUGGACUUGCAAUGUUUGGGCUAAGUGUCUUCGAUCAUGGCCUAUACAAACAAGUGUCGUCGACGAUAAUCAAGAAUGCGAAUAGGAUGAGACCGAGUAUCCCUAAGAGCCAAUUCUUAAAUUCGGCGUACAAACUGUUUUAUGAAUCUGUUAAGUCUGUGUCGGCGAUGCUACGACAGAACAUUUUAAACCUUGGGAUCUACACAGUCAACACCUACAAUUUCCUGACAACUGAUGAACAAGUGCAGUUGUAUGUCGGUAUCUUUAAAGAAAACAUUCACAUUGCAUAUAUCAAAACUGUAGAUACGUUAUCUGUUAUGUAUUCUAAGCUACAUGAUUACAUGAACACUGAAAAAUAAAUAAAUCUGUCUUGUUUUAUAUUUAUUAAAUAUUUUGUUUCAAUUUUUGUAAUCUGCAAUAUUAUUAAAGUGUGCAGUUUUGUUGAUUUCA